GGCUCCACAGUGCUGUGCAAUGCUCACUGCUGCUACAGUCACCGUGUGGGCGCCAGGAGCGCUUCCUGUCCCCUCUCCUGCAUCAGCAGACCAGUGCUUUCGGGACGCGCAUGAAGAAGCAGCGUCGCUGCUGUUCCUGGGGCUGGUGGCCGCCGUCUGCCUGGGCCUGAACCUCCUCUUCCUCUCGGCUUACCUGGUGUGCGCGUGCUGCUGCAGACAGGCCAAGCAGCGCAAGUCCUGCUGCGUCACCUGGUCGGCCGUGGUGGCCGGGCUCGUCUGCUGUGCUGCGGUGGGCGUUGGUUUCUAUGGAAACAGCGAGACCAACGAUGGGGUGUACCAGCUGAUCUACUCCUUGGACAACGCGAACCACACCUUCUCCGGGAUCGAUGCGCUGGUGUCCGGAACCACCCAGAAGAUGGAGGCGGACCUAGAGCGGCACCUGGCCCGGCUCAGCGAGAUCUUCGCCGCCCGGAGCGAUUACCUCCAGACCCUGAAGUUCAUGCAGCAGAGGGCGGACAGCGUCAUCGACCAGCUGUCAGGGGUGCCUGUGUGGACGGAGGUCACAGCCCAGCUGACCCAGCUGGCCGACCAGACCAGCUACGUGGAGUACUACAGGUGGCUUUCCUACCUCCUGCUCUUCAUCCUGGACUUGGUCAUCUGCCUCAUCGCCUGCGUGGGACUAGCCAAGCGCUCCAGGUGUCUCCUGGCCUUGCUGCUGUGCUGUGGGCUGCUGGCCGUGAUCCUCAGCUGGACGUCCUUGGCCGCCGACGCCGCUGCAGCCGUGGGCACCAGUGACUUCUGUGCGGCUCCCGACACCUUCAUCCUGAACUUCACGGAGACCCAGCUCAGCACAGAGGUGACCCGUUACUACCUGUAUUGCAAUCAGAGCGUCAGCAGCCCCUUCCAGCAGGCGCUGACCCGUCUUCCAGAGCUCUUGACCCCCAUGCCCAUGCAGACCCCAGGUUGGCGGAACUGCUGCCGGGGCUGCCGUGCCCCUUCUUUCCCCACGGGCGGAGGAAAGGCCUCUGUGCACCCGCUGCUGUGUGUGGUCUUAGCCACAAGCCCUGCCCCCACCACUCAGUGUCUGCCUCUCUGUCCGUCUGUCUGUCUUCAGGAGGAUCUGCUCAGCAUCCAGCUCCUGUUGAACUCCUCGGAGUCCAGCCUCCACCAGCUGACGGCCUUGUUGGAUUGCCGAGGGCUGCACAAGGACUACCUGGACGCCCUCGCCGGCGUCUGCUACGAUGGCAUCGAGGGCUUGCUCUACCUGGGCCUCUUCUCCCUCCUGGCUGCCCUGGCCUUCUCCACCAUGAUCCGUGCGGGGCCGCCGGCCUGGAAGCGCUUUACCACCAGGGACAGAGACUACAACGACAUCGAUGACGACGACCCCUUCAACCCCCAGGCCCGGCGCAUCGCCGCCUACAUCCCCUCUCGGGGGCGGCUGCCCAGCUUCUGCAGCUACAGCGGCAGCCUGGACAGCCAGCCCGGCCUGCAGCCGCCGGCCCAGACCGUCUCCAAUGCCCCGGUCUCGGAGUACAUGAACCAAGCUAUGCUGUUCGGUGGGAACCCCCGCUACGAGAACACGCCGCUCAUCGGAAGAGGCUCCCCUCCGCCCACGUACUCUCCCAGCAUGCGGCCCACCUACCUGUCGGUCGGGGACGAGCAUCUGCGGCACUACAGGAAUGAGUUUCCGGCCUAACCCCCAGAGGCGCCUGCCUCCUCCAUCCGGCUGGGUUUGCGAUUCAUUCGCGUGAAAGCUGCGUGUCUUCAAUGGAAGCCAAAGGCCUCUGGGAGCCGCCUGCGGGAUGGAAUGGCAGGACUGGACUGCACCUGGGCCUGGCUGGGACCCUGACCGAAGCCGCAGGCAGACGGAGGGCCCACCACCUGGACCAGCCUCUCCCUCCUCUGGCCUCCUCUCCACAUCAGAAAUGUCCCUCGGCUGCCCCUACACUGGGAGCCUGGAUCCGCUCACUCCUACAUCCUGCCCUCACCAGGUGGCGACUGGCAGCGAGGAGGGGCCGGCUCAGGCCUGAGGGUCCCAUUGCCAGCGCCGUGCCUCCUGCGAGCGUUUUCCUGCAGGUAAAGGCGGAAGAGCUGAUCAGGAGAUGCCUUUAGGAAGGCGAUGUCCCCAGUGAGACCAGGGACUGUCCGAGUCAGUCUCCGGGGCCUGGUAGGAGUGUGGGGGACAGCCUGCUCCGACCCCCGGCCUUCCCGCAAUCCUCGGUCGCCGCACCUCCAUUCCAGCUCGAUGCUGGGAGUGCGUUCACUGCCGACAGGGACAGUCUCAGGAAUUCGCGGACACUCUGAAAGAGACUAACUCUUCUUUUUCCCAGUGUUUUGAAUACUUGGAUUAUCCAAAGAAUGGAACCUCAGAGCACAGUUUUACAGUAGAUGCGGCUCGCUUCCUUACACCUGGGUCUGGAAUCCCGUUCUCUUUCGGGUCUGCUGACACUGCCAGGUCAUUAAGAACCUACGGGCAGGGGCGGGAUUUUAAACAAAAUAAAAAUCAGUGAGAACU
This is a messenger RNA of Myotis lucifugus (little brown bat), 2515 nucleotides long. RefSeq names its product tweety family member 2 (gene TTYH2). Gene Ontology annotation, cellular component: plasma membrane. NCBI's taxonomy places the organism in Eukaryota, Metazoa, Chordata, Mammalia, Chiroptera, Vespertilionidae. Gene Ontology annotation, molecular function: volume-sensitive chloride channel activity; intracellularly calcium-gated chloride channel activity. The record is from RefSeq and is a predicted model, not a curated record.